Messenger RNA from Ceutorhynchus assimilis (cabbage seed weevil), 636 nucleotides. The record is from the annotation of a GenBank genome assembly. Lineage: Eukaryota; Metazoa; Arthropoda; Insecta; Coleoptera; Curculionidae.
AUGUAGGUGACUGAUUUGAAAUGCUAGUGUCAAGGCGACGUUUGUGCUAUUUAGCGUUUUUGAGUGCCUAUCAUCAGGACAAUGGUGCUGGUUAGGAAAAUCAUCAAUACCAAUAAUGCCCCCAGACCUAUUGCACCAUACAAUCAAGCUGUUCUCGUAGAUUCCACCCUCUACGUAUCAGGAUGUAUAGGUUUAGACAAAGACACGAUGAAAAUGGUCGAUGGGGAUGUUUCAGCAGAAGCCAGACAAGCCCUGAGAAAUUUGGGACAAAUUUUACACGCCGCUGGAACUACAUACGAUAAAGUCGUCAAAGCUACAAUUUUUAUGAGCGAUAUGAACGAUUUUGCAGCCAUUAACGAAGUUUACAAAGAAUUUUUUGUUAAAGAUUACCCUGCCAGGUCUGCCAUCCAGGUUGCCAAAUUACCGGCAAAUGCCCGAGUGGAAAUUGAAGCUAUUGCUGCCAUAGGAGAACUAAAUACUGUAGAAUUUAAGCUCUAAAUAAUUGUUUUUGAGAUUCUUAAAUAAAUUUAUCUAGUCAGCGAGUGUAGAAGGAAUUUUUCUGAUUUUAAAAAUAUACAUUUUUACACAUGAAAGGAAAUAUGUAUUAGAAUACAUUUAAGAAAUCAAAAGAUUGUA